AUUCGGCCCUCACAUGCCAUUGCCAACCUCCCGCCUCCUCCUCGCCUUCACUCUACUCCCUCUCUCUCCGGCGCGGCGCGCGCCCAGCCUGGUCAACCAGCUAGCUGGGCUUUGAAUUGCGCGUACCAUCCGAGCUCAUCUAUCUACCCCAUGUCGUCUCGACCCCGUCGGUGCUGAGCCGAGCUGAGCCUGUGCCUGCUUGCGCGGCGGCGGCGGCGGCAAUGGGGCUGCGGGCGAGGCGCGGCGGCGGCGGAAUUGGUGCUGGGUUUGUGUCCGUGCUGCUGGUGCUGCUGCUCGCGCUGUGUGGCCGCGGAGCCACGGGGUUAGACGACGACGGGGAGCUGCUCAUGCUCUUCAAGCGCGCGGUCACCGCCGACCCGCUCGGCGCGCUCGCCGGCUGGUCCGUCUCCGACGCCGACGCCUGCGCCUGGAACGGCGUCAUCUGCAACGGCUUCCCGCCUACCACCCAAACCAGCUUCAUGUCCACAGCCAACCUCACCUCCACCACCGACGGCGCCACCACCUCCAACUCCACCACCACGCUCACCACCACCAGCAAGAACGGCACCACCAACGGCACCAGCGCGUCGGCGGCGACGGUGUCGCGCGUCAUCGGCCUGGUCCUGCCCAACGCGCAGCUCUCGGGCACGCUCCCCGCCGACCUAUCCCGCAUCCAGCACCUGCGCCACCUCGACCUCUCGGGCAACAACAUCACCAGCACGCUCCCACCUGCCCUGCUCCACAACGCCACCGAGCUCCGGGUCCUCUCCCUCGCCGGGAACGACCUCACCGGCUCCCUCCCGGACGGCGCGCCCUCGCGCGGCCUGCAGGAGCUCAACCUCUCCGACAACGCGCUGGCCGGGUGGCUGCCCGCGCCCCUCCUCGCCGCGCCGGGGCUGGCCGUGCUGGGGCUCGCCAACAACUACCUCGCGGGCGAGCUCCCCGCCGGCGGGCUCGGCCCGAGCCUCCAGCUCCUGGACCUCAGCAGCAACUACUUCCGCGGCGCGCUCCCGCCGGACUUCGGCGGGGCGCGGCUGCGGCUGCUCAACGUGUCCUCCAACCGCCUCACGGGCGCGCUCCCGGCCGAGCUGUCCGACGCCGUGCCGCCCAACGCCACGGUGGACCUCUCCGGCAACAACUUCACCGGCGCGGUCCCGCCGGCCGGGCUCUUCGGCGCGCAGCCGGCGGCGGCGUACGAGGGGAACCCGGGGCUCUGCGGCGCGCCGGUCAGGCGCGCCUGCUCCAUCCCGUCCUCGCUCUCCGACCCGCCCAACGCCACCGACUCGCCGCCCGCGUUCGCGGCCAUCCCCAAGAGCGCCGCCCGGGCCCCGCCGGGCUCCCCCGAGGCGCGGGCCCCGCGCGGCGGCCAGGGGAGGCUCCGCCCGCUCACCAUCCUCGCCAUCGUCGCCGGUGACAUCGCGGGCGUCGGGCUGCUCUUCUUGCUCUUCCUCUACGUCUACCACGCCCGCAAGAAGCGCCGGCAGGAGAACCCGACGGCGCCGCAGCAGCAGCAGAAGACGGCAGCCGCCGUCGCCAAAGAAGGCAAGCCGUCCGCGUCCGCAGGGUGCUGCAUUGGCGGCGGCCGGAGCGACGGCUCGGAGGACAGCUCCGACUGCUCGGCGUCCUCCUCCUCGGACGCCGCGUCCGACGACGGCCGUCUGUCGUCCUCGGACCCGAAGAAGAGAGCCGGGAGCUUCAUCGGCUGGAGCACCCCGCAGCACCACAGCAAGAAGCACGAGCCGCAGCAGGCGCCCGCGCCGGCGACGCUCGUCACCGUGGACGUCGGCGGCGGCGAGCUCGAGAUGGAGACGCUGCUCAAGGCGUCGGCCUACAUCCUCGGCGCCACGGGGUCCAGCAUCGUCUACAAGGCCGUGCUCGCCGACGGCACCGCGCUCGCCGUCCGUCGGAUCGGCGAGAGCGGCGGCGCCGACAAGCUCAAGGACUUCGAGGCCCAGGUGCGCGCCGUCGCACGGUUCCGGCACCCCAACCUACUCCGCCUCCGGGGCUUCUACUGGGGCGCCGACGAGAAGCUCCUCAUCCACGACUACGCCGUCAACGGCAGCCUCGCCAACAUCGCAUUCACCAGGAGGAUGGGCGCGUCGCCGAUGCACCUAAACCUGGAGGCACGGCUGCGGAUCGCGCGGGGCGUUGCGCGUGGUUUGUCAUUCAUCCACGAGAAGAAGGGCGUGCACGGCAACGUGAAGCCGUCCAACAUCCUUCUCGGCGCCGACAUGGAGCCACUGGUCGGCGACCUAGGCCUGGACCGGCUGCUCUCGGGCGCCGCCCUCCACCGGAACACGGGAGCGUCGGCGCGCCUCUUCGGGAGCAAGCGGUCCAUGCACUCCACAAGCAGCCUGCCGGACCUGUCCCAGAUGCCCGGUGGCGCCAGCCCAUCGUGCGCCUCCACCUCGUCGACAGCUCACCCGCCAUACCAGGCGCCCGAGUGCCUCAAGAGCCUGCGGCCGAGCGCCAAGUGGGACGUCUACUCCUUCGGCAUGGUGCUCCUGGAGCUGCUCUCCGGGCGGGUGUACUCCGAGGUGGAGCUCUGCCAGUGGCACGCCGCCGGGUCCGUCGCCGGCACGUCUGAUCUCGAUCAGCGGGGCCGCGUGCUACGGAUGGCUGACCCCACGCUCCGUGGCGACGACAAUGAGGAUGCUCUGCUUGGCUGCUUCCGGCUCGCCUUCGCCUGCUGCGCCAUGGCGCCCGGCAAGCGGCCGUCCAUGAGGGACGUCGCCGCGCUCCUCGACAGGAUACAGGCCGCACCCUUGUCCAACUCCAUUGAGACUCCCUACUGAUGGAUGCCAAUAAAUUGACAGGGAGCCAUGUUAGGAUACUAGUACAAUUUUUUUACUGAAUUUUAAUGGCGAGCUUACUGUGUUAGCUGUUUGUAGAUGAUCUUUGUCACUAAUUUUGAUGAUCCAGCUGUGAUUAACCCCUUUUUUCCCUA
Messenger RNA from Lolium perenne, 2947 nucleotides. Its product is annotated as probable LRR receptor-like serine/threonine-protein kinase At4g37250. Gene Ontology annotation, molecular function: ATP binding; protein binding; protein kinase activity. NCBI's taxonomy places the organism in Eukaryota, Viridiplantae, Streptophyta, Magnoliopsida, Poales, Poaceae. Gene Ontology annotation, biological process: protein phosphorylation. The record is from RefSeq and is a predicted model, not a curated record.